This is a messenger RNA of Monoraphidium neglectum, 1911 nucleotides long. RefSeq names its product hect domain and RLD 3. The record is from RefSeq and is a predicted model, not a curated record. Bases 1 to 1911 code for a protein of 636 amino acids. Gene Ontology annotation, molecular function: protein binding. The transcript is spliced from 13 exons. NCBI's taxonomy places the organism in Eukaryota, Viridiplantae, Chlorophyta, Chlorophyceae, Sphaeropleales, Selenastraceae.
AUGAACACCAGAUCGAAGAGCAAGAAGGCGCCAGCGGCCUCCGAUCCUGAUCAGCCCGUGGCCAAGUCCCCCGAGCACCACCCGCCCGACAAUGCCGCUGAAGUGCAGCCCACACGCCGCUCUCAACGCCUGAUAGCACGCCGAUCGAAGCAGCAUGAGCAGGAGGACGAGCCUGGCGCCGUCACCGCUUGCGACGCGCCCGCACCCGGCCCCGCAGCUGCGAUCGUGCCACUGCGCCGUCCAGCCACUGGCCGGCGCCUCCCCGCGCGGCCCGUGAAGCGCGUGCGCCGCGAGCCGCAGCUGACCGGCCUUUGGGACACGCUGCCCACCGAGCUCGUCGACAUCAUCAUCAACUUUUGCGGCCCCCGACAGCUGGCGCGCCUGGAGACCACUUGCACCUACUUCAAGACUGUCAGGAAGCUGGACUCCAUCUGCUUUGAGCGGCUGAAGGCCAUUCCCCGCGCCAAGGGCAUGCAGCCCAACCGCAGUGCAUAUGAGAGCUGGGCGUCUACCCUCUUCUUCAUCAACUCUCAGUCCAACGCCGCCGCACAGGCCACUGCUCUGGCCCUUGGCAACACCCACUCCGCGGCGCUGUUGGUGCCCACACUGAAUUCCGACGGUGACCACAACCUCUACACAUUCGGCCGUGGCUUCCACGGCGCGCUCGGCCACGAGGAUUCUGACGACACUUGCGCCCCCAAACACCUCUGCAUCGGCUACCAAGCCAGCGUGGAGUACCCCAACUUGGAGGAGGAAAUCACCCCUGCGGUUGUCACCUGUGGCAACAGCCACACCGUCUGCAUCACCCGCCGCGGCAUGAUGUACACCUUUGGCCUAGGCAACCGUGGCGAGCUUGGCCUCGGCCCCGAUGUCACCGGAGAGUGCGGCAGCAACCACACCUUGGCAAUCUCAGAGCUCGGAAGCCUGUGGGCGUGCGGUCACAACUCCAAGGGACAACUGGGCAUUGGCAACCGCGAUGACAGCUCGGACCUGCGCCCUCUUCACGGAGCACUCAGGGGCUAUCGUGUCGUGGCUGCUGCUGCGGGGCAGAACCACUCCAUGGCGCUGAGCAGCGACGGCAGCCUCUUCACCUGGGGCUGCGGUGCCUUCGGCCAGCUUGGCCAGCCGCAGCUUCACGCCAUGCACCUCAUGCAAGUCAACGCCGCCUUUGUGGUUGAGUCACCUCGCAAGAUUGACAGCCUCGACCCCUUCAAAUUGCAGCCCUGGAAGAGGGUGACCGCAAUAUCCUCUGGCAAGUACCACUGCAUGGCUGUCACUGUCAGUGGCGAACUCCUGGGCUUUGGACGCAACAAGUCUAGUUCAUUCUACAGGAUCUCGCAGGUUGCCUGCGGCGCCAACCACACCCUGGCGCUGGUGAUGCACGGUGGCAAGUUGGUGCCAUGCGCGGCAGGUGCCUGCAGCUUCGGCGAGCUGGGCCAGGGUGACCAGAUCAAGCGGUCUCGCUUCACACCCAUCCUGCAGCUCAAGAACGCCGAAAUUGUGACCCUCCAGGCGGGCGACCACAACUCAGGCGCCAUCGGCGCUGACGGCAGCGUGUACCUUUGGGGCAGGAACGACCACGGCCAGCUGGGGCUUGGCGACACCCGCAGCCGCUGGGAGCCGGUCAGGCUGGAGGGCUUCAGGGCGGUGCACCCCGACCGCACCCUGCGCAAGAGCAAGCGCUCGCUGCCGCGCAUGCGGCCGGUCACCGUUGAGGAGGACCCGCCCGCGGGCCCUGAGAAGGGGGGGCUCAAGUCGGCCGCGGCUUUCUUCUUUGCUAUCGCAAGCCGAGAGCAGCACAAGGACGAGUGCGUCAAGGCGCCCCAGGCAGACGAGACUGCCGUGCAGCCCGCCACCGGGGCCGCCGAGGGCGCUGGCGGCGAGCGCCUCGCCCAUGAGACUGCGAGCUGA